AUGGCGCCUCCACCUGGAACCUCUGGAGGUAGCGACACAUCUAAACGCCCUCAUGACGACACAGUCGAUCCUGCCGGCGCGCCCAUCAGCCUCAAAAAGGUUCCGCCUUACGAUCCGAGCCUUGAACCAGCCCCAAGAUCGGUGACAUCAAGCAAAGAGUGGCAAACUCUCGAGUCUGGCAAAACGCUCCUCUUCAAUCUCCUCGCGGGACCUUUCGAAAAUGCCAAAGACGAAUACUCCACAGAUCUUACCGUUGCUUUGGUAAACUUGGUCGAGGAAUGUCUCAUCACGGACAAGUCAGCCACGAUUAUGGCGUGUAUCAGCGGUCUCAUGGGCACGGGUAAGAGUGCUACCCUGAACUCUCUGUUCCAGUGUGGUCCCAUUGCGCGCUCUUCCGACGAAGGCGGCAGCUGCACGCUGGCCAGCAACCAGUUCCUUCGUGCGAAGAAAAACCAACAGGCGCCGUUUCUCGCCGAAGUUCUCUUCUUCAAAUCCCAGGUGCAGCGGGAGAUCUUGUCAAGCUAUCUCAAAGACUAUUACCGCGCAUUCCAUGGAUCGGAAGAAGAUGACAACGAGAGACCACGCUCAGGGGAAGACAAGGACGAUCUUGAAGCGGUUUCUGAUGAAGUCACUACGGCUUUGGUGUCUCUCUUUCGGGACCAGCCUAGCUGCCGAACCAAGGCUGACGUCCGCCACUUCCUCGACGGCGCGAAUGCAGAGGACGAUCCAGAAAUUCUCCGAAAACUCUUCGAUUGGUGCGACAACCUAAUCCGUCGCAAGGGCGGCCACAACUUCUCGUUAACGGUCACUGCUUCGACACCUGGCGAACUACUUUCGGGUUUGACAGAAUACAUCACCCAGCCUGACGCGGAAGAUGGCACCAUUGCACAGGCUCUCUGGCCUAUGGUUCGCUUGGUGAAGUACCACUUCGAUGAUCCUCUCACGAAACUUGGAAUGGUAUUCUUGGACACUCCCGGCUUGUCCGAUCUCAAUCGCACCCGCCGUCUUAGUGCUCUUGAGUACAAUCGCAAGAAAACCCACGCUAUGAUUGUGACGAACGCCGCUCGCGCCCGUGACGACCCCAACAUCGCUGGGCAAGUUCGCUUCAUGAACAGCCGUGGAGCAGACAGGACUGUCAUUGUUGUGACCAAGAACGACGACAUCGGCGACGCUACUACUCCGGCGGGUACCAAGAGGGAGAAGGACACCAUGAGGAGACUGAGAAACCACCAUUCGGAUAUGAUGGGAAAAGUUUCAGAGUUGGAGAACGAACUUGCCGAGUGCGACGAAGACGCGCAGCUACUGACCCAGCUGACUCAAGCCAAAUCAAACUACGAGGUACGUGCGAAACUGGCCGAGAAUGCGGAGAAAGCGCAUCGUAUCCACAUGCGCAGCGCUCAGACGCAGAGCAAGCUUCAGGAGAAGCUCGACACCGUCACCAACUCUACCGCCCCGAUUCCCGUGUUUUCCAUCUCCAACACAGUGUACAGCACGCAUCUGCAAGGUUUUCCUCCAAAGCGGACCCCGGUCCUGUCUGUCGAAGAGACGCAGAUCCCGGCACUGAGGAGAUGGCUUUUGACAGCUCCGAAUGAGGCCCGCCUUAACGAAGCGAGACAUAUGCAACAUGUCAGCAUAUCUUCGCUCCUCAGUCGCCUGCGACUCUACACUUCGAGGACCCCGAUCGAGCGAAAGUCAGACCUGGAUGUCCACAUCCAGGCGCCGUUGAGGCAAAUCCCUAAGAUCAUCAAGAGCAUAUUUGAGCAAUUCCAGCAAAGCAUCCUUGAGAUCGUGGUUCCGAACUCUUCAACCACAGACUUGAAUUGGCGCAAGAAGGCCGAGUCCCUCUGCUCCACCUGGGAGGAUAAAUUCAAGACGGGACCAUUCAUGACACUAAUGCAGCGCUCUGGGCACCGCAAAGCCCGCGGCGCAAACUGUGCCGUCGACAUGAGUGCCGGUCUAGUGUCUCUCGCAGCAGCUGAUAUUUCCAACUCCGUCACUCGCUCCACACACGUUCUCUCGAACUUCGAGAGUACUAUGGAGACUGAUAUCGAAGCUCUCUUCGGAGGCAUGGUGAAGGCACUGGGCCACGACGCCAACUCUUGCUUUGUGGAUCUGAAUCCUUUUAUGAACUUUCUUUACAGUGAAAAGGCACGGCUGGGUGCAUGCAUCCGAGCCACGGCAGACAGGCUGUUGGCAGGUAUCGAAGACGCGCGCCGCAAAGCUACUUUCGCGGAGGAUGACGCCUAUAUCGUGGUUGCAAUGCUCCCAGUCUACGAGACAAUCAGCACGAUGAAGAACGUUAAGGUCCCCAAAGGCACGCCGAAAGAGCCUGGACCCAAGGGAGGCUGGCCCUUGUACCGUAAAUCAGUCUUCAAGAAGGAAGUCACGAGCGUCAACGGUGUCUGGGCCGCGCUCACUAGAGGUAUGACGGCAGACCUCGAAGCUCUGGUGGACAAGGAGACGCAGCGUCUCACACAAGAGAUCGGAGAUGUGUUCGAGGAUUUCCACGCGAGCUUCGAUAUGAUGUGCGAGUCCAAGCAUGUGGACAAUYCAAUCGAGGCGAAGCUUCAAAAGGAGCUCAUGGAGAACAUCGAGAAAGCGGAGGAGCAUCUGAGUGGUCCGAUGCAGCAGGCCUACAAUGUCCUGUGGAAGGACUUCCAUUGA
This is a messenger RNA of Ramularia collo-cygni, 2664 nucleotides long. RefSeq lists its product as uncharacterized. The coding region runs from base 1 to 2664 and encodes 887 amino acids. The record is from RefSeq and is a predicted model, not a curated record. The transcript has a single exon. Lineage: Eukaryota; Fungi; Ascomycota; Dothideomycetes; Mycosphaerellales; Mycosphaerellaceae.